This is a messenger RNA of Tripterygium wilfordii, 1285 nucleotides long. RefSeq names its product glucan endo-1,3-beta-glucosidase-like. Gene Ontology annotation, molecular function: hydrolase activity, hydrolyzing O-glycosyl compounds. Lineage: Eukaryota; Viridiplantae; Streptophyta; Magnoliopsida; Celastrales; Celastraceae. The record is from RefSeq and is a predicted model, not a curated record. Gene Ontology annotation, biological process: carbohydrate metabolic process. The transcript has 2 exons. The coding region runs from base 118 to 1122 and encodes 334 amino acids. Gene Ontology annotation, cellular component: plasma membrane.
AAAGACUAGUCAAAUUCAAAGGAAUGCUCUUGCCUACCUUUGAUCUGUAUAUAUUUCUGUCAUUGGAUUCUGAAUUUCAUUGAACAAGCUGAGCUUUAUUCAUCUUCUCAGAAACUUAUGGCUUCUACGUUUCUACUGCUCGGAUUCUUGUUGAUAUCAAGCAUUGGAUUAACAGGUGCACAGUCCAUCGGUGUUUGCAAUGGACGCAACGGAAACAACUUACCGUCUCCAGCAGAAGUUGUGAGUCUCUAUCAAUCAAACAACAUUCGAAGAAUGAGAAUCUACGAUCCACAUCCGGAGACUCUCCAGGCUCUGAGGGGAUCGAACAUCGAACUCAUUCUCGGAGUCCCUAAUGACGACCUUCAAUCUCUCACAGCUGCCUCAGCUGCAACAACUUGGGUCCAAAACAACAUUGUAGCCUACUCAUCCAAUGUCAGAUUCAAGUACAUCGCCGUUGGCAAUGAAGUGCCACCGACCGAUGCCAAGGCUGGUUUCAUCUUACCAGUAAUGCAGAACAUUCAGAAUGCACUUGUGGCAGCAAAUUUACAGAACCAAAUCAAGGUUUCAACAGCAAUCGACACAACUUUGAUUAUCAAUUCCUCCCCUCCAUCGAAUGGCGUAUUCACCGACAGUGCUAGUUCAUUUCUACGCCCGAUUCUGGACUUCUUAAAAGCCAAUGGAGCACCACUUCUUGCUAACAUAUACCCUUAUUUCAGCUACACUGGAAACACAGCACAGAUUGAACUUGCCUACGCCUUAUUCACUUCACCGGGAGUCGUGGUGACUGACGGUCAGUAUCAAUACCAGAACCUGUUUGAUGCACUUUUGGAUUCAGUUUAUGCUGCUCUUGAGAAGGCAGGAGCAGCUGAUUUGGUGAUUGUUGUGUCUGAGAGUGGGUGGCCAUCUGAAGGAGGCAAUGCAGCAACAGUGGGUAAUGCUGAGACUUACUAUAAGAACUUGAUUGGUCAUGUGAAUCAAGGGAGUCCCAGGAGAGCUGGAAGGGCUAUAGAGGCAUACUUGUUUGCAAUGUUUGAUGAGAACAUGAAAGCCCAAGGAGUUGAGCAACACUUUGGUCUCUUUUUGCCUAAUAGACAGCCCAAAUACCAAAUCAGUUUUGGUUGAGAGUGAGACAUAACGGGGGUCUUAUACUUAAGCUAAAUAAUUGUGCCAAAAGAGUCAGUUGCACUCGAUCACCAGGCACCACUAUGUAAUAUGAUUGUUCGCCUAAUCAAUAAAAGCUUAUCAUCUAGUCUUUAAAAAAUAAAGACAAAAAAAAUUCAUCAUC